GUGACGUCACAUUCGUAGGCGGGGAAUCCUUUAUUUGAUUAUCAUUCUGAAACAUGAAGUAUCGACUACAGUGGUAGGUGUACAGGGCCAAGAAGAAAGGAAUAUAUUUUACUUAAUACUGUAUCGUAAAUUUUGAGGAAAAAACGUGAUUCUCACAGUUUGCUUGUAGAAUGCCAGUGGCCUCACCUCAGCGAGAUGCACCUAUAGUACAUUAUCAUCAUUUAUUACCAAAAGCUCCCACUUGUUUGUCUGGCCACGCAGCCAGCAAUCUCUUCAGUUCAGAAUCGGCCACAUUGAUGCCAGAAGGAGCUACGCAUGUGGCAGGCAGAUCCCCAAGUAACUCCUUAGAAUCACCUAGCCAUUUAAUCAGCACUCACAGUCCACCAUUGUUAAACCUAAGCCCAAAUCUUAGUCCGUCUGCCCAGUUGAGUCCUUCAGAAGCUCAUGCCCAGAGGUCAUCAGCCCAGUUUUAUGACCUGAGAGAAUCUACAAGACGUCAGAGUAUUCAAGAUGUGCAUUUGAAUUUAAGCCAACAAAUGCAGCACAGUCCCCAACUUUUAUCUGGAAUAUUAGCCGCUGCAGUGGAGGACUCUGAACGGAAGACGGAGAGUCCUAGUAGAAAACAGCGUAAAACAUCAGGUGGGAUUGUAGACCUGACCAACACUCCCAGCCCACCCCCAGUCCGUACUUGGGAGCCUUUUCCUGAAAUCCAAAGAACUCGAAGACGUAGCUCUACACAAAGACGAAUUUCUGGAGAUCGUGCACGUAGGAGUCCUGGAACCCGACGCCGAACAAGAGAAAGAAAUAUAACACAUGCAGCAGAUUCUCCUGAGAGACGGGCUUUUCAGCCACCGCACUUAAUGGGCCGUCAGAUCCAUCCAGCGGCUGUUUUACCCAAUCCUGGACAACAACAGCCAGUUAUUAUUGAUGUUGAUCAGAUUCCUGUCACAACACCUGUUACUAUGGCACCAUAUGCCUUCCCAGUAUGCACUGGUCCUCAUCAUUUACCAGUGUGUAGUACAGCUCAUGUUCAGAUGUGUAACACUCAACCAACAUGGUCAAUACCGUGUACAGUUCAGUUACCCUCUUGUGGAGUCCAGCAUUUUCCAACAUGUCUUCAGCAAGUGCCAUUACCUCAGUCGUUGCCUCCGACGAUGUUGCAUCCAUCUCAUCACCCAACACCACAACAUAUACAUCAGCAACAUUACCCCGCACCCCCUCCUUAUUAUUCAGGCCGAACACAACAAGUUCAGGAUAAUGACGUCCAUUUAAUUGGAGACCAUCGUCCUAAUUAUCAGCUUCCUCCCAGAAUUCAUCCUAAUAUGCAGCUCAAUCCCUCCCCACCUAUAUUCCUACAAGAACCUACAGUACAUCCAUCACCCCAUGAUAUAUAUGGUCCUUAUUCCCGUUAUUACCCAAGAAGAUCUAUAGCGAGAAGUAGAUUACGACCACCUCCACCCACACCUUAUCCAGGAUUUUUACUUCAUUUCCUAGCCAUGUUAAGUAAUCCUCCAGUUCCACCAUAUGGAAGAGAACAUCCUGAUGAGGCAAGUGAAGUUGAAAAUUAUGAGGCAUUGUUGAAUCUUGCUGAACGUUUGGGUGAAGCUAAACCCCGGGGUUUAACAAAAGCGGAUAUAGAUCAGCUGCCUGCCUAUAGAUUUAACAGCGAAACAAGACGAUCUGAUCUAGACAUGACAUCAUGUGUCGUCUGUAUGUGUGACUUUGAAAAUCGUCAGUUAUUACGAGUGCUACCUUGCAGCCAUGAGUUCCAUGGAAAAUGUGUGGAUAAGUGGUUAAAAACAAAUAGAACAUGUCCUAUAUGUCGAGCAGAUGCAUCAGAAGUUAGCAGCCAGUCAGAGUAAUGUCAAAAACCAAACAAACUUUCUUCAGUGUAGAGAGUCUUUAAAAAGAAUAAUAAAUUAAAAAGAAAAUGUUAGCUAUUAUAUAUAGCAAGUGUUAUAACUCCCAAGAAUAGACUUGGUUAAUGUGAAAACAAUGGACUCAUGGGAACAAGAGAUGUCUUAUACAAAAAUAUAUAUUGCUCCAAAACAAUGAAAUAUAUAAAAUAUAUGUGUAUAGCUAUAAAUCUAUUCUAUUUAAAUUGUGUUGUACACACAAUAUAUAAAUAUAUUGUGCAAAAUUUUACCGAAGUUGUCUGUGAUGACAAAACUGGUAACAAACUUUCAAAUUGACUCGAAAUUAUCCACAAAUGGAUGUGUAUUAUAAACUAUAUUUUCAACAGAAUGAUAUGAAACUUGAAAAAUUUCAUUAUAAUUAUAAAGAAAAUAUACUGCAAGUUUUAAAAUCAAAUAUUGCAACACAAAUCAUGAAAUGCAUAGACAGAUUAUAUUUAAAAAAUUAUAUAUUAUACAUGAUUAUGGUUUUAAAAAAGAAAUAUAUUCUAAGCUCCAGUGAAAAUGAUACCUCAAAUUACUUUUUUUUUUGCCUGUAUAGUGUCUUGUUGCUGCUGUUAUAUAUCAAUGCUACUAUUUGCUUUUUAUAGGGUAAUUAAUUGGGUGUUGUGAUGUUGGUAUGGAAGAAUGUUAUGUAUCGCCAAAUUUAUUCCAUCUGUCUCUGUACUUUUCAAUGGAUCAAAUUCAUCAACCCACAUAGGAAUAAUAAGAGACCCAAGUCUUUGGAACUGAUUUCAGUUCUCUUAGUACAAUUCUCUGUAUUCUAAUCCAGUUUUCUCAUUAUAAUUCUGUGUAUUCUAAUCCAGUUUUCUCGUACAAUUCUGUGUAUUCUAAUCCAGUUUUCUCGUACAAUUCUGUGUAUUCUAAUGUUAGACCUGCUCCCGAAUAAGAUAUAGUCUGAAAACUGAAUCUUCCUCUUCUCUCAAUUCUAAGUAAAUGUAAUUUAUAGGCCGUCAUAGGAACCAGAUGCUUCAUUUCAGUCAUAAAAUUCUUUUAAAUGUUGUGAAUCAAUGUCGCCAGCAAUUAAUAUGUAGAUAAAUCUCGCUUAGAAAGUACACACUAUACACAACAUUUUUUGUUGUUACAGAAUUUAAUGUCAGUAGUGCAUUUCAUAGUGAAUAUUUCUACUUGUAAUAAACAUUAUUUUUUGUUACCAUUUCUAUUUUCAGACUUAUUAGUCAUCUGUUAUAGUUAAAAUUAGUAUCUUAUUUUUUGUGCUGUGCAAAAUUUGUGUAUUUCUUUAAAAUAACUUAAAAGUUGAUUUUUGUUAGCCCACUUUUGUUUUUGUGAUAUGCUUUAUAUAAGUAUGUAAAAUAUAAUCAUUUCAUAGAAUUCAACAAUACUACAGAGUGUCUUGAAUUUAAAUUACAUGUAAGGGAAGAAUCAUUAUAUAGCUUUCUUGGAGAAAGUAUUCUUUUAAUCAAAAUAUGAGGCAGAAUAAUCCUUCACCUAUAAUCAUGACAGUUUCCAUGGCAACCAAAGAAUAGGGUGGCUUGUUACAUGAGAUACCCCCCCCCCCC
This is a messenger RNA of Patella vulgata (common limpet), 3433 nucleotides long. RefSeq names its product E3 ubiquitin-protein ligase RNF38. The transcript is spliced from 11 exons. Lineage: Eukaryota; Metazoa; Mollusca; Gastropoda; Patellidae. The record is from RefSeq and is a predicted model, not a curated record. Bases 171 to 1862 code for a protein of 563 amino acids.